ACGCUUGGUGGUUCGUUUAUUCUUCCUGUACUGAACAAGAACCAGUACGAUCCCUUCUCCGCUCCCAUUGUUUUUCAGGGAAGCGCUGUCGUUGUUCGAUUUGGUAUCUACAUAGAGUCGAUGUCGAAUUUCCAAACUUCGACCAUGGACUACGAUAUGGAUAUCUAUCUUAUGAUGGCAUGGAGAGAUGCAAGGCUUGUAAACCCGUAUGAUAAGCCGAUUUUGGUAAAAGAGGAGGAGAUUCUGGAGAAAAUCUGGAGGCCGGACCCAUUUUUUGCAAAUGCUAAGGAGGCCGAGUUCCACGAAGUCACUUUUCUCAACUUCCUCAUGCGCAUAUUUCCUGAUGGACUGGUGCUCUACGAAACACGGGUGAAGAUCAAACCGUCGUGCAAUCUCAUCUUGUGCAAGUACCCACACGACAAGCAAACCUGCGAUCUGCUCAUCAAGUCCUUUGCUUAUCCGGUGGAAACAGUCCGGUUCGAAUGGUUCACUCACCGUAUUGACGCUAUCGAUAAGAAUCCAGACGUAAAAUUACCGGAACUCUAUAUUGAUCGAUAUGAACCAACAGUUUGCAAGAAAACAAGGAAGUCCGGUGCAUUCUCGUGCCUUCGUGCUGUGUUUCGCCUUAAGAGGGACGUCGGAUUUCAUAUCGCUCAAACAUACAUUCCCACUUCACUGGCUUUGAUGUUCUCUUGGGUUGGCGUUUGGUUGCCGGAAGAGUUCAUGGAAGGCCGAAUUGGUGUCGCUAUUACAGUGCUACUCACACUUUCUACAGAGUCUGCUGGUGCGCGAGAGCACCUACCAAGUGUUUCUUACCUCAAGGCCAUUGAUCUUUGGUUUGGUUUCAUCACCGGCUUUGUGUUUUUUACGUUGCUGCAAACUCUGUUUGUGAUCGGCUUUGAUAAACGAGCCAACCAAUUGAAGAAGUGGGCAAUGAAGCAAAAAUUGGAUAUCACUGAGGAAGUACGAGAAAUGAUGCUGUUGAAAGCUGAACGUUAUCAUAAAACUGGCAGGUGA
Molecule: messenger RNA, 1017 nt
Organism: Haemonchus placei
Lineage: Eukaryota; Metazoa; Nematoda; Chromadorea; Rhabditida; Trichostrongylidae
Source: the annotation of a GenBank genome assembly